Oenanthe melanoleuca is the source of this 5320-nucleotide messenger RNA. It is a transcript of the gene TPCN1, whose product is annotated as two pore segment channel 1. The record is from RefSeq and is a predicted model, not a curated record. Gene Ontology annotation, biological process: transmembrane transport; monoatomic ion transport. The transcript is spliced from 26 exons. Gene Ontology annotation, cellular component: endosome membrane; lysosomal membrane. Bases 477 to 2930 code for a protein of 817 amino acids. Gene Ontology annotation, molecular function: voltage-gated channel activity; monoatomic ion channel activity. NCBI's taxonomy places the organism in Eukaryota, Metazoa, Chordata, Aves, Passeriformes, Muscicapidae.
CCGUGACCUUGUGGCAUCGCGCAGUUUGAAAAAUCCCUCCGGGAACUUGAUGUGCACGGGCUGCGGGCGGCCUGCGGCGCUCCCGCGUUCUCUCCCGCAGCUGCGGUGCCGGGGCCGGGGCGCGGCGGGGCUCGGAGCCAUGUGUGACCGGCACACGUAGCGCCAUGCCGGCCCGGGCCGGUGCCGCGGGGUCAGGAGCUGCCCGAGGAUCGCUCCGGGAUCGGCAGCGCCGGCCCCGCGCUGUGAGCUGAGCUUGGCCCGCGUCCAUCGAGUGCCGUGUCCUGCGCUGCCUGCGGGAGCGAGCGGCUCCGACGGCGCUGUGCGGAGAUGGCUGCGCGCUCUGCCCUGCCCCUGUGCCCCGCAGACAGCCCCGGGCCGGGACUGUGCGGGGAGAGGCUCUGAGCCCCGCGCUGCCCAGCCGAGCUGCUCAAAGCGCUGCUGGAGGCUCCGUGAGCAGGGGCCGCGGAAGGGACGGCAUGGCGGUGAGCAUGGACGAUGAUGUUCCCCUAAUCCUCACCCUGGACGACAGCGGGAGCAGCGCCUCAGCCCCUCUGGACGAGCUGGAUCGGGAGGAGCUGCCCAACGAAAAUGGAGGCAGCUAUGACGUUGUGAACGAUGCCUCCAGCCCCGCAGCCAGGGAGUGCUGUGCCCAGCAGAGCUCUGCCCGCCACAACUGGGAGAUGAACUACCAAGAGGCAGCCAUCUACCUCCAGGAAGGAGAAAACAAUGACAAGUUCUUCACUCACCCCAAAAAUGCCAAAGCACUCGCUGCCUACCUCUUUGCACACAACCACCUUUUCUACCUGAUGGAGCUGAGCACAGCCCUGCUGCUGCUGCUGCUGUCCCUCUGCGAGGCUCCAGCGGUCCCCAUGCUCCGUCUGGGCAUCUUUGUCCACGCAACCCUGGAGCUGUUCGCGUUAAUCGUGGUCGUCUUUGAGCUCUCCAUGAAGAUGAGGUGGCUGGGCUUCCAAACCUUUAUCAGGCACAAAAGGACUAUGGUCAAGACGUGUGUGCUGCUGGUGCAGUUCGUGGAGGCCAUCGUGGUGCUGGUGCGCCAGACCUCGCACGUGCGCAUCACCCGCGCCCUGCGCUGCAUCUUCCUCGUCGACUGCCGCUACUGCGGGGCUGUCAGAAGAAAUCUGCGACAGAUCUUCCAGUCCCUCCCACCAUUUAUUGACAUCCUUCUCCUCCUGCUUUUCUUCAUGGUGAUUUUUGCUAUUCUGGGUUUUUACUUGUUUUCUCCUAACCACUCGGAUCCAUACUUCAAUACCUUAGAGAACAGCCUGGUGAAUCUCUUUGUGCUUCUGACCACUUCAAACUUCCCUGAUGUGAUGAUGCCAUCCUACGCCCGGAACCCCUGGUCCUGUGUCUUCUUCAUCGUGUACCUCUCCAUCGAGCUCUACUUCAUCAUGAACCUGCUUCUGGCUGUUGUGUUUGACACUUUCAAUGACAUUGAGAAGAGGAAGUUCAAGUCGCUGCUGCUGCACAAGCGCACGGCCAUCCAGCACGCGUACCGGCUGCUGGUCACCAAACAGAGGCCGUCUGGAAUUUCCUUCAAGCACUUCGAAGGGCUGCUGCGGUUCUACAAGCCUCGGAUGUGUGCCAGGGAGAGAUAUCUCACCUUCAAAGCACUGAACCAGAGCAAUACCCCUUUAGUCAGUCUAAAGGACUUUUACAAUUUCUAUGAAGUUGUUGGCUUAAAAUGGAAGGCAAAACGGAACCGCGAGCACUGGUUUGAUGACCUGCCACGGACUGCAUUCCUUAUUUUCAAAGGCAUCAACAUCCUGGUGAAAUCCCGUGUGUUCCAGUACACUAUGUACACUGUGGUGGCUGUGAAUGGAAUUUGGAUUCUUGUUGAAACCUUCAUGUUGCAAGGAGGGAAUUUCUUCUCCAGGAAUGUCCCAUGGAGCUACAUAGUCUUCCUCACAAUCUAUGGUGUGGAGCUGCUCCUGAAGACCACUGGGCUGGGGCCUGUGGAGUACCUGUCCUCAGGCUGGAAUCUCUUUGACUUCUCAGUCACCCUGUUUGCAUUUUUGGGGCUCAUGGCACUGGCAUUUAAUAUGGAGCCCUUCUACUUCAUCGUGGUCCUGCGCCCCCUCCAGCUGCUGAGGCUGUUCAAGCUGAAGAAGCGCUACAGGAACGUGCUGGACACCAUGUUUGAGCUGUUCCCUCGCAUGGCCAGCCUGGGUUUAACCCUGCUGAUCUUCUACUAUUGCUUUGCCAUCGUUGGCAUGGAGUUCUUCGCUGGCGUGGUCUAUCCCAACUGCUGCAACACAAGCACAGUUGCAGAUUCCUACCGCUGGGUGAACCACACAGUUGGCAACAAAACAGUUGUGGAAGAAGGUUAUUACUAUCUCAACAACUUUGACAACAUUCUGAACAGCUUUGUGACUCUGUUUGAGCUGACGGUGGUCAAUGACUGGUACAUCAUCAUGGAAGGGGUGACCUCCCAAACCACUCACUGGAGCCGUCUGUACUUCAUGAUCUUCUACAUUGUGACCAUGGUGGUGAUGACCAUCAUCGUGGCUUUCAUCCUGGACGCUUUUGUCUUCCGCAUGAACUACACUCGCAAGAACCAGGAUUCAGAAGAAGAUAAUGGCAUUGUGCUGGAGAAGGAGAUCUCCAAGGAGGAGGUGAUAGGCAUAAUUGAGCUGUACAAGAGGAUUUCAGCUGCCCCUGAAACAGCUCAGCUGCAGAAGAUCGUGUUGCAGAUGGACAAAUACGGGCAAAUGUCAACAGUGUUUCUGGGACGCAGGUCGAGGACCAAGAGUGAUCUGAGUAUGAAGAUGUAUGAGGAGGAGAUACAGGAAUGGUACGAGGAGCACUCCAGGAAAGAAGAAUCUCAGACACCUCUGCAAGAGCCUGCACCUGCUCCCAGCAGCUCUCUGAAGCCCCUGAGCCUCCGGCAGCGCUCCCAGACUGUCAUUUAGGCCUAGCUAAUGCAAGCCACCUUCUAUGCAAUAACCUAGAGUAUUCCUCCCCAGGCUGUAUUUUGGGAGGGUGUAUAUAGAUCUGUGUACCAGUGUAGGGAUCCAGCUCUCCCCCAGCAGAGGUUGCUGAGAAGCCAGAGGCCCAGGGGCUCUGGGGAAGGCUACAGCACACAGGCUGAGUGUGAUGCUCAGCACAUCUGGGCAGAGCCCAGCCCUGGUCCCUCUGAGCCCCUUCCCAAGCUCCAGCUCCUGCUGCUUGUCUCACCACUAACAGACCUUGGGGAAAGGGAUGUGUAACCCAUUAACAGCAGGGAAUUCACUGAAGUCACCUGUUUCACUGUAAAACCUUGGGAAGAUCCCUGUUGCUCAAAGGGUACCAUGAACCUAGGGACAAAGAUCAGGGAGUGAGUUUUUGUUUCUUCUCCACCUUCCUUAUACAAAGAAAGGGGAGGUGUUGUGAAAUCUCAGCACUUUUAGAAGGGCAGCCUGCCCUCCCCCUCCUUUUUGGCACUCCUAGAUGCACUCCCAGUAGUAGCUCCAGCUCUGAUUGCUGAAUUUCACUGUCCCUGAGCAGUUCUGAGCACCAGUGCCUCAUCAUGUUAUGGCUGUAGGUGGGACAGGGUUUGGAGACACUGUCUCUGCUGUAUCUGCAUCACUGCUGGUCAUCCUGCCCCUGUCACUGCCUGGGCUUGGGUCACCUCUGCAAACCCCAGAGCCCCUGUGUCUGUUCAGGGAGGGGCAUUCUGCAGGGUGGCAUGGCUGCUAGGCUCUGCCACGUGGCCACCUGCUCUGGAAAACCUCUCUGGCCAGUCCUUAGCUCAGAUAAAUGACUGGGAAGAAGAGUAGAAGGUUUGGCAGUUCCAUAUCUGGCUUUUUUCUGCCUGGAGAACUCCUGGGCAUCACACAGUCCUGCUGGUCAGCCCUCAGUCCAGAAAAUCCCAGCACAGAAUGGGGCUCCUCCCUGGCAGGAGUGCUGCUCAGGCUGGAAAACAUCAGCUCAGUCAGAUCUUGGAAGAUCCACUGAAGAGCUCUGCUGUUCCCUUGGUUUUGGAUGCAGGAAGAAUGUGGAAGAGGAUUCUUCUCACCUGUCUGCUUGUCUGCACCUGAGAGCUGAGGGACGAGGAGGAAGGGGGAAAAGGGCUCCUUUCCCAGCUCUGUUUGUGGGGUUGUGGCUUUGUGUCAUCCAUUGUCAUCGUUUGUCUCUCCAAGUCCCUCUUUUCCCUGUCAGGGCUGGAAGAUCCCUCACCUCUCACUGUUUGAUCUUUCCUCGGGUUCAGACUAAGAGUGGAGCUUCCUGGGGAGGUUUCCCCCCUUCCUCCAGGUGCAGCAGGCAGUGGGAGAUGUGUCCCCAUCCCCUUUGUCCCACAUGGCUGUCUGUUCCUUGGUGGCCCCAGGACAGCAGGAGAGGGCUGAUCCUACCCAGGCAGCUCAGGAGCAUUUCCUGGGUGGGUGAGACUUUCAGGGGGAGGCAAGACAGAGCUGUUUCUGGAAAUCUCUCCCUCCAUGGCACAGUGGGAGCACUUGGAAGGAGGGGGAGAGCUGCACACACACACACCAGUGGCUGCUCCCAACCCCUGCCAAAUUCCCCGGGUGCCUCACAGCAACUCUUUGUUUCCUUUCUGGAUACUUGCAGGUAUGAAACUACUUCUGAGCUGACCCGUGAAGGACCUUAAAGGGCUGUUUUCCAAACCAUAAAUUCAGCUACAUAUUAAGGAGCAGUGCAGUUGUUGCUCUUGCAGUUGCUCUGUGUGGAGUGGCAGCCCAGGAGGUUGAUCCAGAUUAGCCCUGGGGCUGCAGGAGAUGGUGUUUGUUGUGCUUUAAGUUGUGGGCAGCAUGAAUGAGCAUUAUGAAGGUUAGUGGGGGAAAAAAAUGUGGCUGUGUUUAAUCUCCACAUUCCCUUACAGCUGAUUUUUCCUGGCAGGGUUGUCAGUGACUUUUUUGGGGUGUUUUCUGGGUGUGAAAGGAGCUGUGGCUUUAAGCUGUGUUGAGGAAGGCACUGACCACUGACCAUGCAAUAAAGGGCUCCCUGGAGGGCUGGGGGUCAGGGUGCAGCCUCCAAGGUGUUGAUCCUCCCCCACACACCCCCUGUGUUCAUUAUUUUUAUAGAACCAAGGAAGGUGGCAGGAGUUUGCUUCUUCCAUAUGACUUUGGAAGGAAACAAAGUUUGAGUACGGGGCAUCCCCUUCUAUUUAUCCUCCUCUCCCUCCCCCAACACACAGACUGACGGAGACAAUCAUUUUGUAGGGAGCACGGGAGGAAGCACUGCAGGAUUUUGUAUGCUGGCGUUUUGUUUAUAAAAAAACCCGAUUUUAUGGACGUGUCUGUCAGAUGUUCUCUAGAUUUUUUUCAGGCGCACUAAUAAAGAGCAUCCUCGGCUUCGUAAAGGAGCA